UUUCGUGCCUUUCUUGGAAGUAGGUGAAAGACUCUUAUUCCUCUCUCGACUCGAUCGCUCCUUCGUCCAUCGCACGCUUUCAUAUUCUUUGCUUUCUCCUUUUCUUCUCCAGAUCAUUUGAAGAUGGAGGGCGAUCUCCUUUCCAUGGCUUCCACUCAGCGCUUGAAGUUAUUCCAGGGAAGCCAGGCUUUUCCCUCCAACCUCCACCGCCUUCUUCUGUCAAAACUAUCAAUUCUGCGAAAUUUAGGAGAUAAAGAAAGCUGGUAAGCGAAAUGAGUUCUUGGUGGAAGGGUAACUAUCUUGCAGCCAGGUCCAAUGGCGACUCUUCGAGGAGGAAUUCGACGACCACUGAGGAACAGAAGCAGACGAGAAGGACGAACACGUUCUACGGACCUUUGGAAUCGCAUUGGCAUUUUCCGGAGCCCGAGAAGAAGAAGCCCCCUUUGACUUCAAAAUUUACCUUCAGGUCCUUGCAGAAAUCGCUCACCAAGGUCAGCAAAAGCAACGCAUUUCGCACGAUGUUCCAAGGCGUCCACGAUCCGAAUGAGGAGAAAGUGGUGAAGUCGUUGAGGGACACACUGCUGUCGAAGGGCCAGCUACCUGAGAAGUAUGAUGACUACCAUACGCUUCUCCGAUUUUUGCGAUUGCGGAACUUCGACAUGUCUAAGGCAGAGAUCAUGUUUGUUAAUAUGCUCAAGUGGAGAGAUAGUUCUGGUGUUGAUCUUAUUGCAAAAGAAUUCAAGUUUGAGGAGUAUGACGCUGUGAAAAAAUGUUAUCCACAUGGAUAUCACGGAGUCGAUAAAUACGGGAGACCAUUAUACAUUGAAAGAAUAGGUCUGGUGGAUCUCAAUGCCUUUUUCAACAUAACAACAUUUGAUCGUUAUGUCAAGUAUCAUAUUUAUGAACAAGAGAAAACAAUGAACUUACGCUACCCCGCAUGCUCACUUGCCGUUAAAAGGCAUAUAGCAUCCACCACCGCUAUUCUAGAUGUCAAAGGAUUGGGUACAAACAACUUCUCAAGGCCAGCAAGAGAGAUUUUCACAGAAAUUCAAAGGAUUGACAGCAAUUACUAUCCUGAGACUCUCAACCAGCUAUACAUUAUUAAUGCUGGACCAGGGUUCAAGGUCCUCUGGAAAAUUUUAAGUGCUUUCUUCGACGUCCGGACAUUGGCAAAGAUACAGAUUCUAGGUACUAAAUAUCAGGAUAAGCUUUCUGAAGCCGUGGACUUGAGUAAGUUACCCGAUUUUUUGGGUGGAAAUUGCAAGUGCUAUGAACAUGGAGGUUGCUUGAUGAAAGACAAAGGGCCAUGGACUCACAUAGACAUUAUCACCAAAUUGAUGGAUGUGUUUAAUAAUGCGGAACAAUUAGCAGAUAAUGUGGAACAAUUAGCAGAUGAACCAAGUGGCACAGAAGAUCUUGAAGUCCUUAGUUCCUUUCAAAAUGGGUCAUCAAAUCGACGACUUAGAUCGAGUUCUAUUAGAACACUUUCUUCAAAGAUGGAUGAUGCACCAGAAAAUUAUCUUGAAAAUACAAGUGGAAAACAAUAUACGAAAAAUAAGCACUUAAAGCAAAAGAUAAAUGAACUGGAAGAAUGGUUGGUGGACACUGAUGAGAUCUUGCAACUACUGAACUCUAAGCAGCAAGAACUUGCUGAUCACAUAGAACAACUCAAGAAACUCAAUGACCUAGUUUGAAGUGUGUGAUUUCGAGCAUUUGGAGAUUCAUAAAAGUGAAAAAUUAUUAAAUAAGCUCUACAGAUUCUAUCAACUCCGGUUGGUGUGCAUGCUAUUUCGGAUAGAAUUUUGGCGGUUGCUACGAUCGAUGUGAAGUUGCUCCAGUUCGCUGUGGAAUUGGAUUCCACUUAUUGUAGAACGAGGGAAAGAUUCUUGCUUAAUGGGAAUUACCAACAUUCUUAUGUGUAUUAUAUUAUUAUUCAUGACAUUCUCAUACCGUGCAAAUUUCUCGAAACUAUCACCAAAAAAAACAGCUAGUAAUUGUGUAUGAAUACUUAACUAUGUACAAUGAUGAGCGAUCAAGGGGAUGAAAUAUUCGCAAUUC
This is a messenger RNA of Zingiber officinale, 2058 nucleotides long. RefSeq names its product phosphatidylinositol/phosphatidylcholine transfer protein SFH11-like. The transcript has 12 exons. Bases 273 to 1694 code for a protein of 473 amino acids. Lineage: Eukaryota; Viridiplantae; Streptophyta; Magnoliopsida; Zingiberales; Zingiberaceae. The record is from RefSeq and is a predicted model, not a curated record.